Messenger RNA from Anopheles cruzii, 1079 nucleotides. RefSeq names its product mite allergen Der p 3-like. The record is from RefSeq and is a predicted model, not a curated record. The coding region runs from base 46 to 1047 and encodes 333 amino acids. NCBI's taxonomy places the organism in Eukaryota, Metazoa, Arthropoda, Insecta, Diptera, Culicidae. Gene Ontology annotation, molecular function: serine-type endopeptidase activity. The transcript has 3 exons. Gene Ontology annotation, biological process: proteolysis.
GAGCUGUCUAGUUGCGCCGAGAAAAUAGUCACAAGUCGGAGGCAAAUGCCGGACGGAUUCCGAGACGAUCAGUUCUGUGCGGCCGGUGGUGAUAUGGACACCUGCGAGGGUGACUCCGGUGGACCGAUCGGUGUGAAACGGUUAACUGUAGGAGGCUUUGUAGUUCCUCUGGUGGUCGGUAUUGUAUCGUUCGGUACACCGUGUACCGCAGGAUCGACAGGAGUCUACACCAAGAUUAGUUCUUACAUCGAUUGGAUCGAACGAGAGGUGAACCAAACUCUGUCCUAUGGAGAGUGUUCGAAAGGUUUGAGCUGUUUGCGACCUAAAAAAUCAACCACCGUUGAUUUUGCAACUCACAACCCCCUUCAGCGAUUUGGUUUAAUCUGGGACGACACUGCCCCGUCGCUGUACGAAUGUGGAGCUACGCUGAUUGACUACCAGUAUCUGAUAACGUCCGCAUCCUGUGUCACAACUAACCGCGGCGAUCCAUCAUAUGUCUCUUAUGAUGGCAAAGAACGUAUCGCCGUGCAGGAUGUUUAUGUGUCCCCGAAAUAUGUUCAAGGACGUCCAGAAAACGACGUCGCCCUCGUGAAGAUCGCAAAGUUCACCAAUCCAAAAGUACAUCGCCCGUCCUGCCUUUGGAACCGUCGUACUGAUGGCGAAUGGGGCACGUAUCCUGUGGUUAGCGCAUACGGACUAUCGGAACAGUUCCUGCCAUCGUUCUCCCCUGAGUUGGUGAACAGAACCAUCUCGAUUGUUCCUAUGGACAAAAAAGAUUGCCAAGCCGAUGGACUCCGCGGUAGUGAUUUGAUUCGCUGCCACAAUGAAGUUAAGUUGGUGCCGCGACUUUGUUCGUUGGACUAUGGAGCCCCGGUGACCAAUGUUAAAUAUGAAGAAGAAGAUCCCAAUUACAUCUACGGCGUGGUAUCAUCGCUCAGUAAGGAUUGUGGAUCAAGCUUAGUUAUGACGGACGUUACGCCGCACAUCGAUUGGAUUGAAUCUAUCAUCAUUCGGCGACGACACGAAAUGCUCAUAUUUUCAGACUAGACGAAACAUUCAACGAAUAAACAAGAAAACGA